Molecule: messenger RNA, 717 nt
Organism: Cajanus cajan (pigeon pea)
Lineage: Eukaryota; Viridiplantae; Streptophyta; Magnoliopsida; Fabales; Fabaceae
Source: RefSeq, a predicted model, not a curated record
UAGGAACCCUACCAUCGUAAAACCAUUAUCUUGGAAGUGAGGAGCUUGACGAUCAUCUUUUGUUGGCCCUUUGACUUGGAGGAAAACAUUUUUCAAGGUCAUAAGGAAGCAUUUUGGUGGUUAUUUUCAAGCUAUUUUGCAAGUUUCCUUGGUCUUUAUCAUGAAUUCUCCAAAGACGAAAGCCAAGAACAAAUUAGCUAAGUCGAGUAAGAUGCCUUCAUCGAGCUGUCCUGAGAAAAAACAGAAAUCCUUAUCCAAGCCAAUGAAGCCUUCACCAAGUUCAAUUGAGAAAAAGAAGAAAAAGAUUCAGACAAAUUCGUCUAAUCAUCACAAAUACUUACCUUCGUGGGCUACAAAGUGGCUCAUGCGACCUAAAGAGCGAGAAGAUGGAAGGAUCGAUAGGUUCUAUAUUCAUAAGGAGAAUGGAAUGACAUGUCGUUCUCUAAAAGAAGUUGAGAGAUAUGAGUUUCAUGGAAUUUUACCUCCGCGUAGUAGUAAAACAAAUGGCAGAGGAAAAACAAAAGAAAACAUGUGUGACAAUGAAGAAGCAAGCACAAGUGAUUGCAGCACAGAUUCAUCGCCAAUAGGCAGCGUUGAGGAAGAUUGAUUCAGUUAUGUGAUUUUCAAUAUUUUUUCAAUGCUCAAAUACUUUUAUUAUAUAACAUCUAGAUUACAUAUGGAUUUUUAUAUAAUUCUGACUUAAUAUUUGUACUUUAU